AAAAAAUCGGUUUAUUUAGAUCAACCCAAGUACGAGAGAAGGACCUUCCGAGCUAGCUAGAGGGUUUGACGAUUAACUGAAAGCGAUAUUAUCCGUCGUGAUCUUCAAUCGGAAUCUGCCGGCGAUAUCCAAAUUCGGCGUAAUCCAAUCCGAACCCCGAAUCGGAGACGACGACGACGACGACGAUACAGUACUAAACUAUGCAGAUACUGAGGUGCCCACACAGUUUCAUUCAGCUUCUGCUCAUCUCCGCUUUGGUGAUUGGAUUUGAGGGGGCUGGGUCUGUACCCGUUCCGGAUUCGAACUGCUACGCUCUCGACAAUUCAAGCCGUCUUGUCGAUUUUAGUAGCUGGAUUGGUCAUCCGUUUGAAUAUGAUGGCAAGGAGUUCGAUUUGGUGGUUAGAUUUUGCAAGGAUGUUGAAACAAGAGGGCAGGCGGGUUAUGUUGAUUUUGGACGAUUUGACCCGUUGAGCUACUUUGUUUCUAGCUCUGGAAAGUUCGAUUUUGCUCAGGGGUUCUACCACGGUGACUUGACGAAUUGCGAGCAUAGUUAUGACAAACUUGGACGUACAGCACAGGUCAAUAUUAUUUGUGGGAACUGUGUUGAUGGACGCUGUAAAGGUGGACUUGGAUGCAUUUGUAGUGUCACUCAAGAUUCAACUUGCAGAGUUACUGUCGAGUUGGCUAUUCCGUGUGAGAAACCUGGCCCUCGUGUCUUUAAGGGAUUCACGGUUGGUUUGCAUCCUCGCUCAUGGGAACUUAUUUAUAAUGGGAUGACACAGUUUGGAUUUGACAAACCUCGUCGUGAAUUUAGCUUCAAGACCGAGCAGACUCAUCUUACACUCUACAUGACUGCAAUUGCUUCUCUCUCAACAUUGGUAGGGAAGCCUAUCGUCAAGGUUUCCCCGGAGACUGGUCUUAACGUCAAGAUAUCUGGUUCUUCCUUGACUGGGAAUCAUCCAACAACUUUAUCUCCUUCAACUUUAGUACUGGACUGGAACUGUGAAAAAUCUCGUAGGAGUCCAUAUGAAGUGAAUGUCACCAUCCCAGUGGAUGGUUACGAUCCUGUUCAGUUUUUCCUCACAAAACUCUGUGAAUACAACCAAGGUGCUGAAGGAGGAUCAGCGAAAGGAUGGGCUAUAUUCGGAGUUUUUUCCUGCGUAUCCCUCGUUGCAUUUACACUUUUCUGCUGUGGAGGAUUUAUCUACAAGACAAGAGUAGAACGCGUGCGUGGGAUUGAUGCAUUGCCAGGCAUGUCACUUCUAUCAGGCUUACUAGAAACUGCGAGUGGAGGUGGACAAAGCUACUCAAGAACUGAAGAGAUCAACAACGCUUUUGCCAAUGAAGUCUCAUGGGACCGCUCUUCCACGUCUUCUACUCAAGCACCAACGCAGAGACCAAGUGAAAGGACAUAUGGUGCUAUCUAACUUGCUAAUCGCCUUUGCCAGAAGUUCUGUCUCAGUCAAUGGUAUGAUUCAUGUGUUGUGGUAGAUGACGACAAACAAAGUUUCCUUUCUUUGCUUUGGUUACAAAGAACUAGAGCGUGUUCACAAGUCAAUAAAGAUUGACACUUUUUUGUUGUCAAAGGAGUAGUUAGAAUCUCUUCCUACUCUCUUCUCUUUCUCACUACGUAAAAGUCUUGGCCGCUGUCUCUUCGAACAUAGUUUUAUGUAUGUGUAUUACCAAGUCAUUUGCAAAAGUAAAAAUAUUAUUUCUUUUCGACU
Brassica napus (rape) is the source of this 1724-nucleotide messenger RNA. RefSeq lists its product as uncharacterized. The transcript is spliced from 17 exons. Lineage: Eukaryota; Viridiplantae; Streptophyta; Magnoliopsida; Brassicales; Brassicaceae. The record is from RefSeq and is a predicted model, not a curated record. Bases 201 to 1427 code for a protein of 408 amino acids.